Molecule: messenger RNA, 2205 nt
Organism: Pristis pectinata (smalltooth sawfish)
Lineage: Eukaryota; Metazoa; Chordata; Chondrichthyes; Rhinopristiformes; Pristidae
Exons: 5
Coding region: 270-1103 (277 amino acids)
Biological process (GO): regulation of osteoclast development; regulation of bone resorption; regulation of actin cytoskeleton organization
Cellular component (GO): plasma membrane
Source: RefSeq, a predicted model, not a curated record
CCUUAGCUUGGGUCAUUUUCACGAGCAGACUGUCCGAACCCAGGCACAGACCUAUUCUCCACCUGUUCUAAUGACAAACAGGAGGAUGAUGGUGACUGGAAGGGAAUUUUGAUCAUUGUUUUCUGCUUUUUAACUCUUUUCCUGGGAUUAUACGGCAAUUCCUGGGAGUGCAUGGGAUUUCCUGGGAAAAACUCCUGGUUCCUGCAUAUCACAGCCAAAGAUGAGUCACCGAUGGUUGGUUAAUUCCUGGUGCUGAUGAAGUGUUUGCCAUGGAAGGGGCCUCCGCUGUGUUACCAUGCAAUUUUACCAACAUAGUCACUGCCCACAUGCUCUCUUACACUGCAAUAUGGAGCAAAGAUGACCUACGGGGUUACAAUGCCAUUGUUAAAUGUACAUACCUCAGUCACAGAGACCCCUGGUGCAAUGAAUCGAUUCAAGAGGCCGGAGGGGGUCGGCACAGAUUGGUCGGGAACCUCGGUCAAAAGGAUGCCUCGAUAAUGGUGGAACGUCUGAUGAAGAAUGACAGUGGCCAGUAUCGGUGUAACAUUCUGCAAACCACUGGAAUCCCUCUAUCAUUCAAGGUUACACAGCUGCAUGUCAGAGCUCCUGGCAGGAGUGUCUCAGUGGUAACCAGGUCUGAGGGAGCUUCAGCUAUGUUACCCUGUGUGUUCACACGGCCUCCGCUCAACCACAUUCUACACACGGUGACAUGGGUGAGGAAGGAUCCCUACCGACACAUCGUCACCUUCAGACACCAUAGAAAUGGGUCCUGGACAGCGGAAAACGGAGAAACUCGGUACGAGCUCGUCGGGGACCCAAAGCAGGGAAACGCCUCGACCAGGAUCAAGCAGCUGAGUGCGGAGGACAGUGACGGGUACCUGUGUCUGGUGUUCAGGGACCAGGUUAAUGACGGAACUACAUUACCCACAUUCACCCUCCUCUUCCAGAGUGAGAUCCGUCUGCUGGUCAGAUCCGAGGUGCUCCCCAUUGUAGUGUUGUGCAUCCCACUUGGAUUGAAAACGAUUGUCCUUUUAGUGAUGUGCAUCAUUUUAUGCAGGAGCAAACCAAGAAAUAAUCCAGACCGAUCCACUGCUGGAGGCUGAGAACCCGUGUUUUCAUCCACACGCAACCCUGCCCUAACCUCUCCGCACUGAACCCAUUUGCCGAUCUGAGCUGUAAUUAUUUGCUGUGUGGGGACUUGUCCCAAGUGCAAAUAUUGUCCUGUUAAUCAGCUGUUCAGCACAGGCUGUGUCCCACACAGGAAGUGUGUUCUCUCCCUGUAAAAGUCUUCAUAAACACCCAGGGUGAGAAAUCUGGGCACAUCGAUUUUGGGUGGGCCAGGGGAAGACUAGCAAGGAGAGGGGGAGGUGAAGGUGGAGGGAAGAGGGGAAGAGGGCAAGAGGGCAGAGGGGGUGUGGGGAAGGAUCAGGAGAGGGGGGAGAGAAAGGGUUGCAGGCAGACAUAAUCAUGUGCACAACCACAAUUGUGAAUGCAGAAGGAUAUAUUAUUGCAAAAAUAUACACCCUUCACACAGUGUGCAUCCACAAACUCGUACACACUUAUUGCACAGAAUUACACACAUAGUUAUCCAAAUGCAUACACAAAUGGUUGUAUCUGUACACACAGAAAAGACACAUAAAAAUGCAUGCAUACAUAUGCACACAUUGCACAUACAUACAAGUGCAUGCAUGUGCACAUGCACAUACACAAAUGCCUGCAUUUGUACGCACAUAUGUGAACAUACAAAAUCAUGCAUACAUGCAUAAACACAUACAUGUGCACACAUGGACUCACACAACUGUACGGACAUACAAACACACACACACAUAUACACGCAUGUGCUUGCACACUGACAUGAUUAAUAGUAAGGUUACAGGGUGAAAUUGUAGGUCAGAGAGCUGGGUAACUGGGAGAGUUGCCAUCUAGCCAGGAGUUGGGAGGAGUUCCUCUUAACCUCUGGUCUCCCCUUCACGGGGACUGUCAGAACCCACCUCUUGGUCACAGGCAGUCCCAGGGAUAGUUUCUGCCUCUUGGCUCUGGACAGUCCAGCCCUUCGGACCCUAUUUCCCUGCAAGGCCCCAACGCUUGCUACUCUUACCUUUGCCAGCAAGGAGGGCUGAGCUUUCACUAAGUGUAUCAAAGUAAUUUAAUGAAGCUGCAAUGACUGUGGACAAUGCUACAAAUAAACUGUUGCUUGUGCAUGGA